AUGGCUGGAAAGGAGAAGUUUGGAGACUUCCGCUUCUUAGAGCGGAGUGGAAGAAGGAAGAAGAGGUUGAGUCCACCACUAGAUAUUCAGCUGGAGACAGUGAACUGCACUGCGUUCAGUGUCCGGUGGAAAAUGCCCCGUAGACAUGUCAGUACUAUCACUGGCUACAAGGUAGUUUACACAGAGAUAAGGUUUAAUCAUCCGGCCAGCACUGCAGUCGUCCUGGAAGUGCCAUUGAGUCUGGAAAUGCUCACAACUGGUCAGUUUGAUGGACAAGCAAACUUUGACGUGGUGAUAGGGAACCUUAAGGUAGCCAUGCAGUACCGUGUAAGUGUGGUGGCAUACGGCUGGGCAGGGGAGGGCAGAGCCAGUAUGCCCAGGGACAUUAGCACUGCUUCUCAUGAGGAGUGCAUGCCUCCUUCACCCCCUACCAAGCCUAACGUGGUCGCCGUGUCAGACACAGAACUGGCGUUGUCAUGGCAACACGGAGAGAGUGAAGGAAGUGCACCUGUGCAAUAUUUCCUGGUGGCGUAUAUCAGGCCAGAGAUGGACACAGAAUGGACGUACAUCAGAGAGCCAGUGGAUGCGUAUUCGAUGGUGCUCAAAGGUCUGAUGCCUGAUACGGAGUACCAGUUUAUCGUCAGAGCUGUAAAUGUGCAUGGAAUCAGCCCUCCCAGUCCCAUCAACAACCCUGUGCGCACACUUGGUGCUGUAGAUAUGGGCAGUGGAGACUAUGAUGUCUACAUCUCAAACUCUAACACUAAAGAUGAGGAUGGGUUUGAAAUCGAUGACUCCGACUAUGACAUCUUCAUUGAGGAGAUGAAGUUGUUUCCUGGUGGCAAGAAAAGUGACAGACGGUCGCAGCUCCGGUCUCGCAUCGGGACUCCCGGUAACGGAAACGUUAUUUAUAAGAUGCGUACACCUGCUUCCAGAAAUACCAGCUUCACUACAACAACAACACCAGCAGCGUGGACCACAUCAACAACACCUGUAACCACAACAACUGUCACUAGCUUCACCUCCUCUACAACGACCACGCCUAUAAUGCGGACAAGCCUUGCCCCUACAACUCCUGCAAUGCAGUCUCCCAGUCCUUCUGUGACACCAUGGAAAGGGGAAAGACCACGGAUCUAUAAUGUGUCAUGUGAUGAGACCAUUUGCCCUGCCGACAGCUUCUGCAUCAACGAUUAUGAUACUGGCGGCUCUCGUUGCCACUGCAAUCUCGGUCGCCAGGGAGACUUCUGCUCGGAAGGUCUGACGGUAAACUUCCCAAAGUUCUACAGCUACUCUCACAUGACAUUUGAGCCCCUUAAGAACUCCUACCAGAGUUUUCGGAUCAGCCUGGAUUUUAAGGCAGAGGUGGAGGAUGGAUUGCUGUUAUACUGUGGAGAGAAUGAACACGGUAGGGGAGAUUUCACCUCCGUGGCUCUUGUACGGAGUAAACUACACUACAGGUUCAACUGUGGUACUGGGGCGGCGCAGAUUGUGAGUGACAGCUCCAUUAUGAUUGGUCAGUGGCACACUGUCACUAUAUUUAGAGACGGCAUGAAUGGUUGGCUACGAAUAGAUAAUGACACUCCGAUAUCAGGGCGUUCUCAGGGCCAGUACACUAAAAUAACAUUCCGCACUCCUUUGUUCUUGGGCGGAGCUCCGAAUGUGUAUUGGUUGGUGAGGGCAGUGGGGACCAAUCGUGGGUUUCAGGGGUGUGUCCAGAGUCUGACCGUCAACGGUAAAGCCAUUAAACUUCGACCUUGGCCUAAAGGAAAUGCAUUGAGUGGAGCAGACAUUGGUGAGUGCAGUAACAGUGUUUGUGAGAAGGUCACAUGUGCCAAUGGAGGAAUCUGCUUUGCCAAUCGGGCGGAUGGAUUCAUUUGCCUGUGUCCUCUGGGCUAUAAGGGUAUCCUCUGUGAGGAAAGUUUUCUGUUGUCUCUACCGCAGUUUAAUGAAAGCAUGUAUUCGUACGCCAGCACCCCCUGGCCUCAGCCCUCCCAUAACUACCUUUCCUUCAUGGAGUUUGAGAUCACCUUCCAGCCAAACAAUCCUGACGGCAUGCUCCUCUACACUGAUGACACUGCCAGUCGCGACUUCCUGUCAAUCAGCCUGGUGGGCGGAUAUGUGGAGUUUCGCUUCGACUGUGGCUCGGGUGCCACAGUUAUCAGGAGUGAAGAAGCUGUCACUAUGGAUACGUGGCAUGAGUUGCGUGUGUCUCAUACAGCAAAAAAUAGCAUUCUUCAGGUAGAUAACCAGAGACCAGUGGAAGGCAUGACAGAGGGCGCAUUUACACAGAUAAAUUGUAGUUCUCCUCUUUACAUCGGAGGAGUUCCUAAUUAUGAUAUUAUUAAGACCAGCUCUGGUGUCCUGAGACCCUUCAGUGGAACAUACAGAAGAUCAUACUGAAUGACCACACUAUAGAGCUGAAUCCAGGUCAGGCGUUCGGGGUGAACGUAUUGAAUGCAGCUCACCCGUGUGUGCAGAA
Molecule: messenger RNA, 2476 nt
Organism: Myxocyprinus asiaticus (Chinese sucker)
Lineage: Eukaryota; Metazoa; Chordata; Actinopteri; Cypriniformes; Catostomidae
Product: pikachurin-like
Exons: 18
Coding region: 1-2397 (798 amino acids)
Molecular function (GO): protein binding; calcium ion binding
Source: RefSeq, a predicted model, not a curated record